Molecule: messenger RNA, 3621 nt
Organism: Dipodomys ordii (Ord's kangaroo rat)
Lineage: Eukaryota; Metazoa; Chordata; Mammalia; Rodentia; Heteromyidae
Gene: Tspyl4
Product: TSPY-like 4
Exons: 2
Coding region: 50-1222 (390 amino acids)
Biological process (GO): nucleosome assembly
Cellular component (GO): chromatin; nucleus
Molecular function (GO): chromatin binding; histone binding
Source: RefSeq, a predicted model, not a curated record
GACCGGGAACGCUCGCUGCUCGGCCGCUGCGGGUCUGACAUCCACCAAAAUGAGCGGCCUGGAUGGGGGCAGCAAGCUCCCCGUCGCCCAAGCCACGGCUCCCGGCGAUGUGCCGGCAGAUCCGAAUCUAAACCGGUGCCAGGGCGUCGGCGAGGCGGCGCCGGUGAUGGCGGACUCAGGUGAGCGCGGUCCGGAGGAGGCCGCAGCGGAGGGCGGCGCGCCCCGGGAUCCCGGGCCGGGGGAUGCCGAGCCCCCAUCCUCGGGCUCGGGCGCGGCCGCCUCCGGCACUGCGGCUGCGGAGAAAGAUGACCCCAGCCGGAAAGAUGGCGAGCCGCGCAGCCCCGCCGGGCCCAAGGCUCUGGAAGCCUGCGACGCCGCGGGGUCGGGGGCCCCGAGGAUCCCUGGAGCCAAGGCCAAGGAGACCACGACCAAGAAGGGCGCCAUGGCGGCCGCGGCGGCCGCGGAGGGCGAGGCGGAGGCGGCGGCGGCGGCGGCCGAGGAGAAGAAGGCGGCCCCCAAGGAGAAGAAGGCGGCGGCGGGCGGGAAGGAGGAGCCGCGGGCCCGGGCCCCGAAGAUCAACACCUGCAUGGACUCGCUCGAGGCCAUCGAUCAGGAGCUGUCGAACGUCAACGCCCAGGCCGACCGGGCCUUUCUGCAGCUGGAGCGCAAAUUCGGGCGGAUGCGGAGGCUCCACAUGCAGCGCCGGAGCUUCAUCAUCCAGAACAUCCCGGGGUUCUGGGUCACCGCGUUUCGGAACCACCCGCAGCUGUCGCCCAUGAUCAGCGGCCAGGACGAAGACAUGAUGAGGUACAUGAUCAACCUGGAGGUGGAGGAGCUCAAACACCCCCGAGCCGGCUGCAAAUUCAAGUUCAUCUUCCAGAGCAACCCCUACUUCCGAAACGAGGGGCUGGUCAAGGAGUACGAGCGCCGAUCCUCGGGCCGCGUGGUGUCCCUGUCCACGCCCAUCCGCUGGCACCGGGGCCAGGACCCCCAGGCUCACAUCCACAGAAACCGGGAGGGCAACACCAUCCCCAGCUUCUUCAACUGGUUCUCAGACCACAGCCUCCUGGAGUUCGACAGGAUCGCCGAGAUCAUCAAAGGCGAACUCUGGUCCAACCCCCUGCAAUACUACCUGAUGGGUGAAGGGCCCCGAAGAGGCUUUCGAGGCGCCCCGAGGCAGCCCGUGGAGAGCCCCAGAUCCUUCAGGUUCCAGUCUGGCUAAAAUGAGCCCCGGCCCUCCUGACAAGCUCCCGCUCACGUUUCUUCACCACCCUCCUGUGCUUGGCCGGCAGCAUGCACCCUUCUGUCUGCUUUCUCUCGUACUGAGUUAAUGUGGUCCUGUGGUUCCAGGUCUCCAGCCGUUGAUGCUGAGACGGUCGGACUGUCGAUGAUCAGUGUAUAGACGCCUGUGCUCUUCUUCCUCUGCACUUUUUCCUGCUGUUCCGCAUCACAGCUAGCGCCUUCCGAGUGCAUGGCCUCUCUCCUGCUUUUAUUGCCAAGUUCCGGAUGGUUCGGACUGCUCUCCUUUGCAUGGCUUGGACCCCUCCCCCCCUGUCUGUGACGGUGGUCUGCUCCCUGUUUGUCGACGUGGUUCUCUGCCACGAGGAAGCGCGACCCAUCUUUAUGAAUAACCAGCCUGGCUUCAUGUGCUAUGGCCGGCUCUGCUCCUGAUGUCCUGGCAACGACGACAAGCUCUUUGAGUCUCACCACUGCAAGAUGAAACUGACAUGCCAACCCAGCCAUCAACCCCAACUGCACAGUCCAGGCAGCCACUAAGUUGGGUCCAGCUGCUUUGCUGGCUGCUUCUAUCUAUCCUGCUUGUUAAUCUGGUAGGACAAGCAGGAGGCUGGUGGGAGGUGUGUGUGUGUGUGUGUGUGUGUGUGUGUGUGUGUGUGUGUGUGUGAUUUCUAGGCAUGAAUGAAGUAACGUGAGUUUUAUGUUACCAUGUUGGUCUUCUUGUACCUUCAGUUUACUGUGCAUCGUGAUCGGCUACUGGUGAUUAUGGAGGCCUAUGUUUGGCUGCCUCAGUACUACCUAUGGACUUAGGCUUUCAGGCAGCAUACAGGACCCUCCCGCCCCCUGAUUUCCCACAAAUCCAAUUGGCUGAGUCACUUUGAACCUGUAUUCUUUCUCAGCCCUACAACUAACCACCCUUACUAUAGAUAGUGCCUCCUUUGCCUCUUCCACAGCCUCUCUGGUCAUGACAAAGUUGCACGAGUAGGGACACUGAGAAAUAUGGUUUCCUAUCCCCCUCCCUCUUCUUCCUUUUCUUUCUUGGAAGCAGUUACAGCUCACACAGAGAACCAAACCAGGCAGAGCAGGUGAUGGGUUCAAGACCCUCCCUCCUCCCCCCCAGUCCGAGGGUGUGAACUAAAGCAACUAAGAAUUCCUUUCACUUUUCUUAAGGAUGCCAGCUUUUUCUUUGUCUUUGGACCUUUGGGCUGCAGAAAUGAUCUACCAACAGCAUUUCUGGCCUGUAUUAUUUCAUUACUGGCUCUAUCCUACUGCCUGGCCUUCGGAGCGCUCACUUGGCAGCUUUUGCAUUUCCUUCCCUGCAUUUAUCUUCACAAAGGAGGGCACAGGCUGCGUGCAGCUGGCAUUGUGGGUAGACCCCAGGGUUCCUCUGGAGGAUGAAGGGAAUGAGGGAACAUGGGAAGUCUGGGUUUCCAGGGUAAGUCCUUGGACGUGAGUCUCAGCGCUGCUGGGGCAGUUUUAAUGUGAAGGGGUGUGGUGGUGUGACCAUCAGCCCUCACUUUUCCUCUCCUACUUUGAAGGCUUUGCCCUAAGCUCUCCAGGGGUUUGGGCACAAUCAGUGGGUGAUUGCUGUAGGCUGGAAUCUAAGUAAAGGCCUAGAUGCAGAGGUGGAGAAAGCAAGCUUCCCCAGGCCCACAGGAAAAGAUGCCCUGCAGGGUUUCUGAUGGGGGAAGGGCAGAGCCUGAGGCACUUUGUCAGUAGAGGUGGGAGAAUCAAAUAGGAUGCUCAGAGCAGAUGGUCCUCCAGUUCUUCCUAACUCCUUGAAUUCACGAGUAGAAUUUUAUUAAUACUAGUCUGGGUGUUUUCUCUAUGAUUCUAGUAGUGUCCUUUAUAAAUGUGGGAGAUUAUGGUAUAUGCUCCUUAUUUCACUGUGUUAGGAAAAUCCUAUUCCUUUCUCCAUUUCGGCCUACUGACAAAAUUGAUGUUUACAGCCCUGCUUUCUGCUUGUCAUUGUGAACACGUGCAAAAAAUAUUGAAAUUUGUGUUCUGUGCAGUAUGAAGACUUCUGUGAAUAUUCAUUAACUAGAUUAACUUGUUCUGGUCUUUGUCAGUGUAUAGUUCUAAUCUUAGAAAUAUAAUUUGAAUAAUGUGAUCUGUGAAGAGUUUAAAGACUUUGCAAAUUGUUUCUAUGUCUCGUAAAAGUAUUCUCAAAAAGAAAAAUGUAAUUGUUGUCUUACUUGAUAUCUCUUGCCCAAAUAAUAAUGUACUUGAUACUAUGUUCCUAACCAGUGUAGGGAUUAGUAGAAUCACUGUCACACUAAAUGAGAAUCACUACUACUUUGUCUCUCUCCUAUGUGCUUGAAGGAAAAAAAUGUGACUGACACACUUCUUGUUUCCCUUCCUACAAUAAAAAUGAAUAAAAAGUUC